This is a messenger RNA of Aspergillus melleus, 2872 nucleotides long. RefSeq names its product FAD-dependent oxidoreductase. The record is from RefSeq and is a predicted model, not a curated record. Lineage: Eukaryota; Fungi; Ascomycota; Eurotiomycetes; Eurotiales; Aspergillaceae. Gene Ontology annotation, biological process: secondary metabolite biosynthetic process. The transcript is spliced from 2 exons. Gene Ontology annotation, molecular function: FAD binding. The coding region runs from base 753 to 2162 and encodes 469 amino acids.
GGAUAUGUUCCUGGCACUCUGCAAAAAUGACCUUCUUUGGGCUGCGCUGAGUGUGUGUGAGCAUAUGAGAUUAUCUGGACAGACACCACACUCAGUCCAGACCCCAUCCAGCAAUUACAGCGUUGGUUUUUCGGCCGAACAUACCCCGACAUAUAGCAAGGGUAUCAUGAUACGCACUGUCGAAAGCACUCUUGAUGCGUUGAUACGGAGGAUUGCCGACCCUGGGACCAACGUGAAGGACAUUAUCCUUCUUGCAAUUGUUCUCCAAUCAGUGAGAGCUCGGGGCUCUACCCAGGUGAAAGAUUAUCAAAUGCAAGAGGGGGCAAAGAAGGCUUUCGCGGCUUGUAGACAGUAUCUACUUCCCUCCGUCGCAGAUGAAUUUGCAGCAGGAAACGUUGCUGACGUCGCCCAAAUGGUAAGCUCUACUUCCUCGGUUUGCAUUCCUGAAACUUUCUGAUGAUGUAUUUUUAGCUUCAUUCAAAUCAGGCCCUGUUCCCUAACGGUACAACUGGAUUCGAGCCUAAUGUCCCACUGCCUGAUCUUAUAGGACCAUCCUCUAGUUUGCUUGACGAAUUCAACGAUUUCCAAGGAAACAUCUUUUCCUUCGACGACGGAUUGUUUGCGUGGAACCCAUGAAUUUUUAUCUUUUAGUUCUACGAAACAACGCAACAUCUGCCUAAAGCCCUCCGGAUCCGAGCCCGGAUCCGAAGUCGCCCGGAUCCGAACUGCCCUGGGAGCGAAGAGCUGCAGCGAUGGAAGGCAAUCAUAUGGAUGUUGUGGUUAAAUCCACAUGUUCUGCUACCAACACGCCAUUUACAAGAUCACUACAAAUGCCUGGGAAUUCCCCCAACUUUUCACAACUACAAUCAUCCUCACAAUCUCAACAAUCCGCAAACCCGAAGCCAGAGCGACAACUGUCUUGUGAAAGUUGUAGAAACAUGUCCUCCACUCAGAACGUCGCUAUCAUCGGUGCCGGCCUUUCAGGUCUCACUCUGGCCCUCGCACUACACAAGCAGUCCAUCCCCUGCACUAUCUACGAAGCGCGACCCGCGCCCCUCGACAUCGGUGGCGCCAUCAUGCUCUCUCCCAACGCUCUUCGCAUCCUCGACAUCCUAGGCGUCUACGAGCGUAUUCAGCCGCAUGGUUAUGAUUUCGACGAGUUGCACUUCCGCUCUGCUAGCAACGAGCCCGUUGAUGUCUAUGAGUUCGGCAACGCCGAGAAAUACGGCUACCGCGGCAUGCGCAUCUACCGCCACAUCCUCAUCUCGCAGCUCUCAGUCAUCGCCGAGGAAUCCAACAUCCCGAUUCAAUACAACCGAAAGUUCUCACACAUUGUGUCCGAGACACCCACUGACGUGACAUGGCAAUCCGUUGACGGAGCCACCGAGAAGGCCGCCUGUCUAGUGGGAGCCGAUGGCAUCCACUCUCGUGUCCGCAAGUACCUCUACCCGGAACUGGAGCCGAAAUUCACCAACAUGAUGGGCGUGACGGCUGCUGUGCCGACGGCGAAUCUAAAGGUCCCCGAGGGAUACCAGUUACCCGUGACAAUUAUGAACCCGCAACAUGGAGCGUUCGUGAUCGCGCCGCAGCAGCAAGACGGGUCGGAGGUGUUGAUCGGGCGACAGAAGCGUGCGCCAGAGCUAGAUCGUGCGGGCUGGACGGCACUCAUGAACGACACGAACUGGUGCGUGGAAUUCCUGCGUGAAGCCGCGGAUGAUUUUCCGGAAAUCGUACGAAGCGCCGUAUCGGAUAUCUCGCCUGACAAGAUCAACCUCUGGCCGUUCUAUGUGGUGCCGAAGCUCGAGAGGUGGAAUUCGGAACACUCUCGAGUUGUUAUUAUGGGUGAUGCGGCACAUGCGAUUGCGCCAACUUCGGGGCAGGGUGUCAAUCAGGCUUUCGAGGAUGUGUAUACCUACUCCUUAAUACUGGGUAAGGCAGGGCAGUCUCAACUUCAUAGGGCGUUGCAGGCGUGGCAGCGUGGUCGACAGGAGCGGGUUGAUAAGAUCUUGGAACUCAACGCGAAGAUUGAUAAGCGGAGGAUGCCGAAGCAGGAGGAUCAAGAUACCGUGGAAAUGGGUGAGGAUUUUGAUUUAGAGUGGCUAUAUGGACCUGAUUUCGCGGCAAUGGUUGAGGGAUGGCUUCGCAUGGAGGGCUUGGAGUAAAUUUUGUCAAAUAUCUGAUGCUCGUUAUGCUAUUGUGAGGGAGUUGCGUGUUUCUGUUCAUCAAACACUUCGAUUCAAUCAUAGACACUUAUAUGAUUUCUUGCCAUCUUGAUUUAAAGUAGCCAAGUUAUUCCACCAACUAACAAAUCCAAUCCCUAUUCACUCCCCCUUAAUAAUACCCCAAUCUCCCUCCACCCAAGUCGAAUUUAUCUUGAUUGCCUUAAUCCUCCACAGACCUCCAUCUUCCUCCCGUUUGACAAGAUCAACAUAGUACAAACUCCCACCCAACAAUCUCGGCUGAUCCGCCUCCAUGCCCUUUCCCGCACGAUAGUGCUGCGCAAUCGACGACGCAGUCAAAGACGCCUCGGUUCCGUUAUCUUCAAUGUUAAUCCGGAUAUUCGAGAUGAAGUGUGUGGUAUCGAGCUUCGAUAUCGGGUCGAAGCAGCCGGUGUGGAUUUCUGGUAAGCCUGAGAGAACGCGUCCGUUGAUCUCGAACGUGGAGUCUAGGAGGAAGGCGGAGUCGAAUAGAGCAGUGUCUCCUGUGUCGAAGCCUAUGACGCACCGGUAGAGUGCGUCGGCGAUGGCGUCGCGGCCGGUUAGGGCCGGGGUGAGGGAGGCGGGGAGGGUGGGGAUGGUUGUCAUUGUGAAUGGUUCUACUUCAAAAGAAUAUUUAUGAUUAUUGGAAAGAGUCACAGAUUUAUGGAUUCAGG